Molecule: messenger RNA, 562 nt
Organism: Humulus lupulus (European hop)
Lineage: Eukaryota; Viridiplantae; Streptophyta; Magnoliopsida; Rosales; Cannabaceae
Product: costars family protein
Exons: 2
Coding region: 78-377 (99 amino acids)
Biological process (GO): regulation of actin filament-based process
Source: RefSeq, a predicted model, not a curated record
AUAAUGAAUAGAAGCUAACACGGACGGAGCUAAGUGCGAACAUUUCUCCCAUAAGAAAGUGAGCGAAAAAAACCGCCAUGAACGUAGAAGAAGAGGUUGAGCGACUCAAAGUAGAGAUCAAAAGGCUCGGAAAGGUCCAGCCUGAUGGUUCUUACAAGGUAACAUUUGGUGUGCUGUUUCAUGAUGACAAGUGUGCCAAUAUUUUCGAAGCGUUGGUUGGGACAUUACGAGCAGCAAAGAGGCGAAAAUUCUUGACCUAUGAUGGUGAGUUGUUGCUGCAAGGAGUCCAUGACAAUGUUGAAAUCAUUCUCAAACCAGCCUCAGAAGAAGCAGCAGCAUCAGCAGCAACAGCUAGCGAUGCUGUUGCAAAGGCUUAAUUGAAAUUUCAUAACUUCACCCAAAGCUUGCUUUAAAAUUUAUAUAAUGUGUAUGCCAUAAUAUUAUGUGGUUUUACAUGUCCUCCAGUGUCAAAGAUUCCUAUGUUUUCUCAUUCACGGGACCAAUAUUUUCGUUCAUAAUCAGUUGGGUGAAAAAAAGAAAUUAAGAGCUUGGUUUGAUGAUU